AUGUCGGCAAAUGAGAGAGCAACUCGAGCACUGAGGGAGAUCCAGCAUAAACCUGGAAAUGACACCUGUGCAGAUUGUGGCGCGCCAGAUCCCAUGUGGGGCUCCUGCUCUCUGGGGGUGUUCAUCUGUCUGGCCUGCUCGGGGAUCCACCGAAACUUCCCCGACAUCAGCAAGGUGAAGUCUCUGAGCCUGUCGCACUGGGAGGACCACGAGGUGGAGUUUAUGGCUAAGAACGGUAAUGAGAUCAUGAAGAGUAAAUAUGAGGCUGCUGUCCCGGUGUACUACUACAAACCAACCCACAGAGACUGCCAGGUGUUGAGGGAGCAGUGGAUAAGAGCAAAGUACGAAAGGAAAGAGUUCUCCGACCCUGGGAAGAGCUUUACAUAUGAGGAAGGCCUUAGAGAGGGCAUAUUGAUGAAGAGGGGCCGGGACAAUGGGCAGUUCCUCAGCAGGCGGUUUGUCCUCUCAGAGAGAGAAGGGACACUGAAGUAUUUCACCAAAUUUGACGCUAAGGAGCCUAAAGCAGUGCUCAAGGUGGACACCAUGAACGCAACCUUCCAACCAGAGAAGAUAGGAAACCCCAACGGCCUCCAGAUUACCUACCUCAAAGAUUACAGCACCCGCAACAUCUUUGUGUACAACGACAGCGGCAAGGAGAUUGUAGACUGGUUUAAUUCAAUCCGGGCAGUUCAGCUCCACUAUCUAAAGGUGGCCUUCCCUGGAGCGACAGAUGCUGAGCUGGUACCCAAACUUACCCGAAACUUUCUGAAGGAAGGAUACAUGGAAAAGACAGGACCCAGGCAAACAGAGGGCUUCAAGAAACGCUGGUUCACUCUGGACCACAGGCGACUCAUGUACUUCAAAGAUCCCCUGGACGCCUUUGCUAAAGGUGAAGUGUUCUUGGGGAACAAGGACCACGGUUACAGCGCCUCGCCCGGCUUGCCAGCUGGCACCCAUUGCAACGGCGCCUGGCAAUAUGGCAUCACCAUAGUAACGCCUGACCGUUGCUUCCUGUUCACUUGCGAGGCAGAGAGCGACCAGCAGGACUGGCUGAAACACUUCAAUAAUGUCAUAAGUGCGCCGAUGUCCCCUCAGGAGUAUACAAUGGAAGCCUUGUUCAAGCACAGACAUUGA
Messenger RNA from Scomber japonicus (chub mackerel), 1134 nucleotides. RefSeq lists its product as uncharacterized. The transcript is spliced from 11 exons. Gene Ontology annotation, biological process: positive regulation of GTPase activity. Gene Ontology annotation, molecular function: GTPase activator activity; phosphatidylinositol bisphosphate binding. The record is from RefSeq and is a predicted model, not a curated record. NCBI's taxonomy places the organism in Eukaryota, Metazoa, Chordata, Actinopteri, Scombriformes, Scombridae. The coding region runs from base 1 to 1134 and encodes 377 amino acids. Gene Ontology annotation, cellular component: plasma membrane; intracellular membrane-bounded organelle.